GUCUAGCUGUCUAGGGUUUUUGUAAAUUGCAAAUCCACAACGAGAGCAUUUGAAAUGCAAAAAUGAAAUUAGCGGGCGGGAGAAAGCGAAAUUUAACAGCAAUUUUUGAAAUUUCAUCCUCGCUUCCCAUUGGUCCAUCACACACCACGCGGAUCGAGCCCUAAUCCAACGGCCCUAACCGCACCUCGCUGAAGCUCACCAGCACCAGCCCCUCUAUAUAAUCGCAAUCUCGCGCUCCCAUUUCACCACCCAACGCAUCCGAAAAAAUCGUUCAACUUCAAUACUCGCAAAGGGCUAAAUCGUCAUUUGCAAUGGAGGCUGCCGCAAAACCAAAGAAGGGCGCCGCGGGAAGGAGGGGCGGCGGUCCCAAGAAGAAGCCGGUCUCUCGCUCCGUCAGAGCCGGCCUGCAGUUUCCGGUCGGAAGAAUUGGCCGUUACUUGAAAAAGGGCCGCUACGCGCAGCGUGUCGGCACUGGUGCGCCGGUGUACAUGGCUGCCGUUCUCGAGUAUUUAGCUGCUGAGGUGCUGGAGUUGGCUGGAAAUGCUGCAAGGGACAACAAGAAGAACAGGAUCAUUCCGAGGCACGUUCUGUUGGCUGUGAGGAACGACGAGGAGCUCGGGAAGUUGUUGCAGGGUGUGACCAUUGCUCAUGGCGGUGUGCUUCCCAACAUCAAUCCGGUUCUCUUGCCUAAGAAGACUGGCUCAGACAAGGCCACUAAGGAGCCGAAGUCGCCGGCCAAGGCCGCGAAAUCACCUAAGAAAGCUGCUGCUUAGUUUUAGGCAGAUUGAGUUCUGCGAAUUUUAUCAAUUGUAUGUGAUUUUUGGCUUGGAAUGGGUUCCUUAGCGUAAUUUAGAGGGCAGAAACAAUGAAGGUUGUAAUUAUAUAGUGCUGUUGAUUUAGAACCCUAUUUUAAUAUGAAUUUAGCUAAUUCAGCCA
Molecule: messenger RNA, 936 nt
Organism: Salvia miltiorrhiza (redroot sage)
Lineage: Eukaryota; Viridiplantae; Streptophyta; Magnoliopsida; Lamiales; Lamiaceae
Product: histone H2A-like
Exons: 2
Coding region: 312-773 (153 amino acids)
Cellular component (GO): nucleosome
Molecular function (GO): structural constituent of chromatin; DNA binding; protein heterodimerization activity
Source: RefSeq, a predicted model, not a curated record